UUCCUGGCCUCCUUUGAGCAAGUGGCCAAAGCUUGCCGAUGGCCUCGGGACCAGUGGGCAGCCCAUCUCCUGCCGGCCCUGAGCGGAGAGGCAGAAGAGGCCUUCCGAGGCCUGGAAGCCAGAGACCAGGAAAACUAUGAGAAAGUGAAGGCCGCCAUCUUACGGGGGGAAGCCCUGAGAACGGAGAGGCAGCGACAGCACUUUCGGCAAUUCUGCUGCCAAGUGGUAGAGGAUCCCCGGAGGAUCCACAGCCAACUCCAGGAUCUUUGCCGCCAGUGGCUGAAGCCGGAGGGACGCACCAAGGAGCAGAUCCUGGAGCUGCUUAUCCUGGAGCAGUUCCUGGCCAGCCUCCCACCGGAGCUCCGGAGUUGGAUCCAAGCCAGGAGGCCGGAGUCGUGUUCCCAGGCGGUGGCCCUGGUGGAGGACUUCCUGAUGAGUCAACAGCGGGCCAAAACCAGGACUUCUCAGGGGCGUUUAAAGGAAAAACCUGUGGAUUUCCAACCGGUAGUUGCAGAGACAGAGCCCCUGAAUGCCACAAAGGGACCUGUCUACGGUGAAACUGAUCCAAAUGUGGAGGCCAAUUUGCUGGGCAAUGGACCGAAAUACCCAAGUCCCUCUCCUUUGCCAUUUCCUGAAGGAGAAGAAGUGGGCCAGACUGGUGGGAAAGAGGGAUCCAAGGAUAUCAAGGAAACUGGAGGGUCUUUGCAGAUCGUAAAGCAGAGCGUGACCCAGCCAGGCCAGCAGACUAUGCUGUGGCACGUCCUGCAGGAAGAGGAUGACACAAAUACGGAUAUUUUGGGGGACGAAAUGGGAAAGUACAUCAAGGUGGAGAUUCCUCAGUGUGGAGAAGCUGAAACAGAGGAUAACUCCAGGACGGGGCCACAGAUUGGCUACGACCAGGUGCCCGUCAAACAUGAGAGGCUGGAAGGACGACCUGAAUCCCGAGAGCCCCAGGAUGGAUCGCCAGUCGGGACAGGAAAGGACUGUUUUGAGCUAGGAGAAGUUCAUUGGAAGAGAUACCAGAGAAUGUCCGUUCUGAAUUCCUCCCACUUUCCUAGAGAGGUCGGCCAUGAGAUCCCGGAAGUCUUCCCAAGCCACCCUCCUCCCGCAAAGAAGCCCCGGAGCGGUCCGGAGCACAGCGUGGUGUGGGACCACUUUGAGUUGGAUUCGGAGGACCCCUGCUAUGGCAUCUGCACUCACUGCAAGAGACGGGUCAGCCGAGGCAAGAACUCAAAACAUUUUUCAACAUCUGGGCUGCUGAAACAUCUGCAGCGGCAUCACGGCAAUAUCGUUCUAGCUGCCAUCGCCACGACGCAAGCCAUGUUGCCGACGAGCAGCAAGUCGAACGGAUCUGUUGUGAUGCCAAGUGCUUUGCCCCAGUGCUGGAUGAAGCAGAAGUCACCUGGUAAAAGGCAGCCUGGUCCAAAACCAUCGGAAGUGACCCGUGCUAUUGCCCAGAUGAUGGCUGUGGACGACCAGCCCUUCAGCAUGGUGGAAGAGGCAGGUUUCCAGCACCUCCUGAAGUUGCUUGCCCCCAACUAUAAAAUCCCAUCGGGUACCACCUUCAGCCGACAGAUCAUGCCCUCCCUGUAUCAGGCCUGCAGGGAGGAGGCCUUGGAGAUGCUUCAAACCCCAGGACCCCCUGCCAGUGUGAACGUGAGCUCCGACGAAUGAAUGAGAGCCGGUUUUCUGCCUUCCAUUCAAAUACGGUUGCUCCUGUGACCAAUGCUGGUCAGGGGUAGCGUAACCCAUUUUAAUUCACUGAUUAAAUCCAUCCUACCCAGGAAACCAAAAUAAUUGACACGCAUGUCAGCAAAACGUAGAAAAGCAAUGAAAACACAAAUGUGAAAUAAACCAUACAAAAAAGGUUAAACCGUUAGAAAUGAAUCCGUUACAGUGCCAGAAAUGAAGUCAUGUUGACCAACUGGUGGCAAAUACAUUCUGGGAAAUGUAUUUCCACAUUCUGGGAAAACAGAGGUAACAAAUGCCAUCUGCUCUUCCAAAGGACAGAUCGAGAGUUUUCUGUUCAGUUGAGGCACAAGCUCCCAUCGGUUUUAAGAAGCUUCCUUACAGCAGAGUUCCAAAGUGUAAAGAAAAAUUGAGAAUAUUGGGAAAAUAGCAAGUGCCGAACUUAACACUUAAGGCAGACCUCUCCAAUUUUUCAGGCACCUUCUAGCACUUUCUGAGAUGCCUUCCUGAUAUAUCUUUCGUUGGAAAUAUUUGUCCAAAUUAAAUUACUCAUCAGAAUGAAA
Messenger RNA from Thamnophis sirtalis, 2252 nucleotides. RefSeq lists its product as uncharacterized. NCBI's taxonomy places the organism in Eukaryota, Metazoa, Chordata, Lepidosauria, Squamata, Natricidae. Gene Ontology annotation, molecular function: DNA binding. The record is from RefSeq and is a predicted model, not a curated record.